Molecule: messenger RNA, 4325 nt
Organism: Penaeus monodon (black tiger shrimp)
Lineage: Eukaryota; Metazoa; Arthropoda; Malacostraca; Decapoda; Penaeidae
Product: protein bric-a-brac 2-like
Exons: 7
Coding region: 361-2277 (638 amino acids)
Biological process (GO): regulation of transcription by RNA polymerase II
Cellular component (GO): nucleus
Molecular function (GO): protein binding; DNA binding
Source: RefSeq, a predicted model, not a curated record
UCUCCUACAGUUGUGCGGAGCGCUAGGACCCCGCCACUUCUGUCAGGCCUGCUGCACGCCUUCGCCUCCCCCCCUGGCAGGCAGUGUGCGCGAGGAGUGUGCUAGUGGUUGCGUUCGGGAGUGUGAACUCAUGUAGUGUGCGCUCGUAUGCCUCGGUACGACAAGAGAAGCGAAAAUCUUUGCGUGUCCGAGAACUUGCUUGUCGUCGAAAGCGAGGAUCUGUCCGUCUCGUCUCCUGCUGGAGAGGACAGCGCUGCACAGAUGCUCGAAGGUCUCGGUGGCCGCCUCGCUGGACUCUGAUCUCCCGUCGGUGCAUUUUGGUUGGCGAGAGUCCGCGCGCGGCUCAGCGGUCCUUGCAAGAUGAAUAACGAAGGCGUGGGUAACAACAGCCCUCUGUCGACCGACACCCUGAACCUCGGCAUGAGCCCGGGCGUGAGCGAGGUCGUGGGCGUGGUUGGGUCGACGCGGCGCACCUCGCGGGUCUGGCGCUACUUCGGCAUGGUCGACAACUGCCACUACAUCUGCCGCCUGUGCUCCUUCGUCGGUGCCUACACCAACACCACCAACAUGCGCAAGCACAUCCAGCACCACCACCCCGAGCGGUUCCAGGACAUCCUGGACCACACGCGGCCCACCACACGCCCCUUCUACACCAACACGCUCACCCGCAUGCGGCCGCCGCAGAACUUCCCCGUCGCCGCCGCCCAGGGCCCCACGUACCCGCUGGUCUACGCGCAGAGCGUCGCGCCCAAGAGGAUGAUCCUGCCUAAGCCCCCGGAGCUGAACUUCGGCCACGCCCACGGCGGGGGCACGGACCACACUCUGACCCCAACGGUGCCCGCCCAGCCGCCGCAAGUGCCUUCGUCGCAGCACGCCUCCUUGAUCCUGCCGCCCACGCAGGCGCCCGCCACCUCGGGCCUGUCCUACUCCUCCCAGGCGCCGUCAGCCGCCGUGGCCACGCCGUCGGUCUCGCCGGCGCACCCGAACGCGGUGACCGCCUGCGAGCUCAGUCCGGAGGAGUCGAAGCUCGUGAACCAGUUCUUCCCUCCCUUAGGCGAAGCCACCGAGUGCUCAAGCGAUUCGGACACCACGUCUCGAGGUCUCCCGGGCACGGAGGAGAGAGGGGCAGGCGAGUUCGGGCAGGGGGGCGAGGACAUGCCCGUGUCACUGUCCCCGGAGCAGUUCCUGUCGGAGGCCAGCGAGCGGGAACCGACUCCUGCGCCCCCGACCCCCACCCCUCCAAAGCCUGUGAAUUUCCGUCUUCCAGAGAGUUACCAGCUGCGGCAUAACAACCACCUGACGAUCGUGCUGGAGGCCCUCGCUCGCGAUGAAGCCUUCAUGGACGUCACGCUGACCGCCCAGGGAAGGUCUCUCAAAGCCCAUAAGUCAGUGUUGUCAGCUGUCAGCCCUUAUUUCCGGGGAGUGUUGCGGGACAACCCGUGCCAGCAUCCCAUCAUUAUUAUGCCACGGGAUGUUCGCUUUGAAGAGCUUUACAGCAUAGUCAAUUAUAUUUACAAGGGUGAAAUGACAGUAGCAGCAGAAGAUCUGACUUCGUUACUGAAGACCGCUGAAAUUCUCCAAGUGUCAGGCCUGGCACCUUCGGAUUCGACGGCAACGGUGAACCCCAGCACAGAAUCUUGCGCUACCGGCAAUGUCCGGUCUUCUUCUGCCUCCUCAUCCUCGUCGUCUUCCACCCACCCGCCCGGGGCAAGAACAGUGAGGCCCCCCAAGGCAACUCCUCAGGGAGUCGCCACACCACCAGCCAGACCCAAAUCUCGAGACUGUAUGAUAAACCCAACAGAUUUCAUGGAUGUGGACAUGACUUGUGUUAAGGAGGAAGUAGCAAGUGGAGGCGAAGAAGAGGAGGACAGUGCAAAUAACGAGGUUGCCAUUCCGCCCCCGGCAAACGAAAAUGGAAAGCAAGACGAGCCCCAGGAAACAAGAAACAGUUCCCCAACUAUAGAGCAUGUACAAGAGACGACUCCAACGGUACCUGUCAGUCAAGUCCAAGAACCCACGACCACAGCAGCCACCCCGACCAUAAAAUCGGAGCCCGGAGGUUCUGUAGAUCACCCCCCUGCCAGCAUUGCCCCUGAAGACCCCAUACCGUUCAUGUGUCCCCACUGCCAAGAAAUACACAGAAGUAAUGAAAUGAUAAUGUCACAUCUCAGACUGAAACAUCCAAGUAAGCCCAGUUUUGUUUGCGGAUGUGGACGCGUGUUUGUUCGGCAGCUCCAGCACCAAGCCCACACAAGAGUAUGUUCUAGUUCAUCUUGAGAUCUUGUUGCUAUCACUGAGAGAGACUUGCAGCUGCAAUGAAGAAAAUAUUAAAGUAAAUUAUUCUUUUUUUAUCAAAUGUUUUACUUAUUUAUUUAUUUAUUUUUAAAGUCAAACGAAAGAGGAAGUGCACUAUAAAUUCACCAUUUAUUUAAAGAGGUGAGAUAAAAAUGUCAGAAUCUUGGGAUUCUAACUUUCGGUCCGUAGUUUGGAAGGAGAAAUGUAAUAUAUAAAAAUGACAGGGAAAUGGGGAAUGAUAGAUAUUUCCAAAGGGUAGCAUGUGAGGGAAAGGAAGUUUAAGACUCCUAAGAACUUUUUUGUAAGUGUAGAGUGAGAAAAUUAAAGCCACAUGUAAUUGAUCCUCCAGUUUGAUUAAUAUAGCUCUAAAAUAAAGGUCUUUUACAAAAGCCUCAUUUGAAGGGAUAGAGUUACAGUUGCAAGGAGGAAAAGAUGAAACAAUACUAAGUGAUUUGAUGCAGUGAGAGUUUACUAAGGGCAUUGUUACAGAGUAACCAGAUUUUUACUGAUAAUUUCUUCAGUGGGAACUUUGUUUAAUAGAAACACAUGAAUACUCUGCAGAUUGGUGCUUUUAGACAUACAGAGAAGAAAACUUGCCCAUGUAGAGCAUUAUAUGCACUGGUAUACCAUCUCUGUGGUAGAAUUCAGAAUGAUGGGCAGCAGCUUCUUUUGGGAUGUAUCUUCUGUACUACAUUUGUACUCAGGAUUUUAUCACUUACCUAUGCAGGUUAUGCUGACGAAUAGCUCCUCUGUAAUAAGUCCCCCUUGAGGUUGGAAAUCAUUACAUCCUUCACGUAUAAUUUCCAUCUGCAAAUUUUGAAGUUAGUGUUAUCCUCUGGGUAUUUGUGGAUUCGCUUGUCAAAAGGUUCCUCUCACACUAUUGAUUGAACAUCCUACUGAAAAAAAUCUUUAAUGCAGAAGUCGGUUUCUCUGCUUUGGGCAAAAGAGAGAGAUUUUAUAAAUAUUUCCAGUAGGCUUUACGAUAUGGCUCUCACUCAUAGAUCUUUUCUUUUCCAAUCACUUUUAUCUGACAUUAGUCCCAGUUUAACCUUCAAGUUUGGUGAUAGUUGUGUACGCAAAUUUAUGCUUACAAACUAUAACUCGUGUCAGUUAUCCAUUGAACUGCUUGCAUAAUUUGACCUUCAGUUAACUUUACCUGCCAGUAUCUUUUGUUUAUUGAGGUUUCAUUUUUUUUUUCAUAAAUAAAAACCUUUUGUUCAGUGUAUUACAGACUUUAUAUGGGUCUUUUCUCCAUAUCUGAAGAAAGAAUCAGUCAAGGCAAAAAUGAUCUUGUCACCUCUUUUCAAUUAAAUGAGUGCAUUUAUAAUAAGGGCCUUUAAUUCACAAUCAGUAUUGACCUAAUGCUGCUACAAAUCAGACAUAUGUGUAUAUUUUUUCAACAGUGACUUCUAGCUAAUAUGUGGCAGUUAAAAAAAGUAUAUAUAUAUAUAUCUUAGUUUUUAUAUGUUACAUAUUCUUGUCCAUAGUUUUAUGCCAAGGCAUAAAACACCUGUGUAUACUUAAGCAACUUCUUUCAUGAAAUCUUUAUUGCCACUGAAAUUCAAGUGAUAUUCUUAAGAUAAAGGAUAUGUGUUUUCAAAGUUUUAACACAGUGCUAGUAAUUAUUUAUAUGUAAUAUGUUGUCAGGAGUAGUUUCAAUUUGAUGCUGAGCAUCUUUUCUUGUAUGUGAUUAUAUAGUAGUAUGGUGACAUACAGGGAGUAAAUUACCUGAAGAUAAAGUGAGAAAAGUUAGUUUAAAUAUCUGUAGAAUAGAGAAAGAGUGUAUUGUACCUUCUUAAGCACAGUAAUAAAAAAACAUUCACUUAUGUACAUAUUUCCUGUACUGUAGUUGUAAUACAGAAGUUUUGUAUUAUAUUGCAAUACUUUUUGUCUUUAUAAGCAACAAAUUUCCUAUAAGAAGUUUGGAGAUGGAUUUUAGAUGAAAACUGUGUCAGUUUUUUAUUGAUGCUGAAAUAUUUUGGGAAAAAAAGUUGUGAUUCUGUACAAAGUUCAAUAAACAACAAAUUUUA